Molecule: messenger RNA, 3190 nt
Organism: Cydia strobilella
Lineage: Eukaryota; Metazoa; Arthropoda; Insecta; Lepidoptera; Tortricidae
Product: golgin-45
Exons: 6
Coding region: 216-1475 (419 amino acids)
Biological process (GO): Golgi organization; Golgi to plasma membrane protein transport
Cellular component (GO): Golgi membrane
Source: RefSeq, a predicted model, not a curated record
AUAUUUGUUUCAUUUGCUAGUAAAUAAUAAGUUUGUAUAAAUCUUGUUGUUGUGGAAGUGAAUAGUGGAUAUGGGAUAUUGUGUUUAAUUAUAACUAAAUUCAAUUCAAUCGUAGAAUCAUCAUAUUUUUUUCGUCCACGACGUUUGUUUUACAGCCAUUAAGUAAGCCAAGUAUUAAAAAUAUCAUUUUUUCCACUGUCACUGUUUCUUACUCCAUGGACGAAUUAACUCCUUUCCAUCCUAAAAUCAUGAGUAAAACACGGACUGCAGGAGAUGGCAUGGAAUCAGAUGAAAUUGCCACUGAGGCAGUGCAGAAAGUUACCGGGAAGUCUACCAUUCGAACUGCAGGCAAAGAGACCCUUCUCCCAGGCCGACUUAUCCAGGUCUACCCCACCAGUGUUGUUAGAGCAGAAAAGAAAAGGCAACUUAAUUCCAAAAGCCCCAAAUUUGUUCCUUAUGAGCCUUACCCAGCGGCUGUUAAGCCAAUAGUGCCUCAAACAGUUUCCAAGUCUAAGAAAUCUAAGAAUAACAUGGACAUCAAUGUACUUAUAUCCCAGAUGUCGCAAAUGGACACAAAAUUGAAUGAGUUUAAGCCUAGGCCAAAGUUAACAUCGUCUAGUUCAGUAGAUCCUGCAGCAGUGGAACCUGAUAAACAUAACCCUGAGAAAGCUGAAAUGCAGGCUAAUAUUGACAAACUGAUAGAGGAGAAUGAGUCUUUAAAGGAUCAGUUGAAACAGCAAGUUCAGGUAAACAAAGAAUUAAAAACAAUGCUCGUGGCAUCCAUGGGUGAAGAUUUGGAGAUCCAAGUGCAGUCACUCAAUGAGGACAAGAAGCAUUUGGCCGAUGCCUUGUUGAACUCUGCUCAGCACUUGUCAACCCAUCAAGAGCAAACAGAAUGGUUAGCAGGUCAAUGUGAAGUGUGGAGAAGCAAAUUUCUUGCUAGCAGCCUGAUGGUGGAAGAGCUUGCAAACUGGAAGAAAGUUCUCAACGAAAAAACCGUAAAUUUACAACAAGCAUUAAAGCAAUUGCUAGACGAGAGGUGCAGGACUAGAGACAUGAUGUUAUGCACCUAUAAAAACCUUUACAGCCUCCACGAGAAGUGGCUUGAGAACAUCGCCAUUUCAGAAUAUGUGGGCAACAAUAAAGUAUACAACCAACCAAUUGGGAAUCUUAACUUGAACACUACAAUACCACACUCUUCAAAUAUAAUUGAUUUAGCACUGGUCAAUCUGAAAUUGUCAGAGAAUGUUAGCAGUUCUAAUGAGAAACCGGAUAUCAGCUAUCUUGAUAAUUUACCGGCUGAAACGGAUGGCGAGAAACAUGCUGAGAAUAUAAUGGCCAUGCCUCUAGAAGUAAAGAAGGUGAGUGAAGAACCUGUAAACGCGCUGGUGCACCACGCGUACAACAGCAGCAGCAGCACUCCAAGACCUAUAGCCUCGUGUGUGCACUGCAACAGCAAGGUGCAGUUACUGUAAGCUUGGGUAGAAAAAAUAUCACAGCACUUAACCAUUGCAGUUCCUGAGGUACUAUCGCGGUGGUUUUCUAUUAUAACGCAGCGUACUACGUAGGCGAACAACACGCGAACGCAAAGCGAUGCGGCGCGGGGUGAAUCAAUCCUUUGAUACCUAUAGAAGUGUCCUACGUGGGCGAUCUCGUUGCGAACGCGAACGCCGCGGGCCCGCCGCGCCGCUUCGCGAGUUGUUCGCUUACGUAAGACGCAGCGUGAGGUCGCUUAGGGACUGUGUUACCCUUUUGACCGCCACGACUAUUUUAUAUGACAAGCAAUAAUAAACUUUAUUAGAAUGUAAUAAGGUUAUUUUUACACUGUAACUUUUCUCGACUAGGCCGACAGUGGCGGUCAAAGGAUCUCACUUAAAGUAAGACCAGUCUAUUCUAUUUUAUCAAAUACAUCCAAUCUUUUAAUCAUAUCAGUGGUAACUAUUUAAAAUUCUCGCGGAACGUAAGUAGAUACCUAAUAUGCCUAUUAUGCAGACAUUGACGUAAUAUAAGUAGGUACCUAAAGCUAGACGCGUUUAGUACCCACGACAUGAGCCAUCCAUGUCAAUACAUACGACGAACGUAUUAUAGAAGCUUCAUAUACUUAUUUUAUCAUGUGUAGAUAGAUAGAUAGACAGAAUUACUCUUUAUUGGCACACCUCAGUAAAAGAUACAGCUUAGGUAUAGAAAAACAAUUGACUAAAUAUAGAGGCAGACAACAGGCGGUCUUAUCGCUAAAGUAUAUCGCGUAGUGUAGUAUAUUGUUGCCUUAAAAAAAGCCAAUGAUGAUGUUAAUGAUGUUUAAACUUGGAGAAUCUCGAUUCGAUGCAUUGUUGAUGUCGAGAAAUUUUAAGAUUUAUUAAACUAAAUUAGUUAGUCAAUUAAUGCGAGCCGAGGAAUUCCUAGGUAUGCUGCCCGAGGCAUUAUUGGCGCUUUUUCAGAACUGCUACGGAAUUGAUAAUAUACAUACAGGUGUUCCAGAAAUAUUAAGUUAUGAAUACUCCCUUUUCUUUGGAUUUUUAUUCGGGUAAUUGUGAAAAAUUCACUGUCGGGUUAUUCCAAAAAUGGACUCUAAUAUGAUGGAAUUAUAGGCGAUUUUAGAAAUUAGCAGAUAUUUUGAAAUUACCCGAUUACACCUUAUGCCUGACGCGCACAAAAAUUAUCUACUUUUACCAAUUUUAGAGCAAUCAAAUAUGAUUUAGAGGUUGAAUUAUACCGCAUUAAAAUUAUAAUCUUAAUUUUUAGACAAGUUUAUAAAAUAAUACUUAAAUAAUUGAAUUAAAUUAAUGGAUGAGAUUAUUGUUUGUAGAGGCUAAAAACCAUCACUUUCAACUUUGACUUAAACGUGUCCAAAAAAAGUGCGCAUGGCGGCGCGAAGAUAUAUUUGUUCGUAAGUUAAAAAUUACGUUGGUACCUGGUAUUAACAAUUAUAUCUUGAUUUUAAGUAGGCGACAUGCUUUAGACUUGAAGAAUUUUGUAACUUACAAGUUGUUAUUGAUUGUUACCUAAACUCGAGUAAAAGCAUAAUAUUUUUUAUGAUAAGAUAAACUUUGUUAUUUUCUUUGCUAGGUACUUGAUGUUAUUUUUACUCGGUUGUAAAACAAUGUCGAACGUUGAUUAAUAGGAAAAAACAAUCAGAUUAUAUGUAAUUAUAAACGCAAUUUGGUGGGUGAUUUAGGAUUAAUGGCUUGUU